AGUAAAUACAAAAAUUAUAAUUAUAAAUGCAAAAAUGUUGACGAAUAAAAGGAUUUGGACUAAUAUAGCUGUAUGCAUUGGCUGUCUGUUGGUAUUUUGUGAAUGCGUAAAUUACCUGCCUUCAGUGUCUCAAAUUUCACCAAAGUCCACAAAACUAGAAGCCAGUGAUGGAUCAUCAAAACUAACUGCAAGACUUGAAAGCACUCUAAUAGACCCAAGCUCUGAAAACCUUGACAGAACACAUCCACAUUCCCGAAUAGAACGAUCAGCGUUACCAAUUCUAAAUGAUAUUAAGAAAAAUCCGAAUGACUUGGACGAUGUAGAUGAUGAAGAAGUCAUCGAUGUUCAAAAAGUUGAAGCUGGACGAUACUUUCAAUAUAACAUCAAACCUACAGAAACAUUAAGUGAAUUAUCUGAAAAUGCAAAAAUAACAAAGAGUUCGCGAGAGGCCAAAGGUCUAACGGUAGAUGAUUCUUUUUUAUCGAAAGGGGACCUACGAUCGGUUUCAUCGGGGUCCCCCAACGCACCCAUAGCUCCGAGUACUGCUACUCCGAUCUCAGCGACUGCUCCGGUGCCUAAUCAGGCACGACAAAAUCCAAAUCCAGAUAUACAAGAUAUUAUAACGGGUAUUGUUAAGUUACUCAAUGGAAAUGUUAAUGUUCAUGCAAAUAAUCAAGUUGGUCACCGAAGACCUACAGCCAGUAGAAUUAACAAUCGUGGUCCUCCGAGAAUAUCUGAUGUCCAGACACUUCCAAUGGACUAUGAUAUUCAGAAGCCUCUUCCAGAUAGCUCAAUACGUCCUCCUCCAUAUCCCUUUGAUCGACCGGAAAGACCUUUUAUAACAGGUGUUCCGAUUCCAGAACAAAUAGUUCCUUAUAGACCUGGAUUCAUAAGCAACCGUCCACCAUGGCACAGGAAUCGCCCUAGACCACCUAUCAACACCGGAAAUGGUGGCCGUCGACCGAUUCCCCAAUACAUGCCACCACCAGAUUUGAACGAACACCCUGAACCCUCCGAUCAUUUGGAAGUUCCAAACCUAAGUCAGCCAAAUAAUUCAGACCACUCAGAGCAAGAAGAAGAGGUCCAACUAACAACUUUAGAAAAUGAAAAUGAAAAUAACGAAACCGUUGAAGUAGCUCCAACUGACACAACCUAUGACAAUGAUCUUCCUAAGGAUGACGAAUUUCCCAAUCACAAAGAUGAAGACUCAUCAAGUAAAUUGGAAUUGGAGUUACCAUCAAUAAUAACAGAAGAAGUUCCUAUUAAAAAAGACGAAGACAAAAAGAAGAAACCAACUUCGAAAAUCAAGUCAUCAGAGAAAAAAGUUAUCCCUGCUAGUACUGAAGAUUUCUCCAAAAUUAUCGAAAGUACUUCUGUGGUAAGUUCAAUGUCCACACCAAUUUUGUCUUCAUCUUCGUCAAACUAUGAACCAAUGUCAAAUGAAGACUUUAUUAAUGCGUCAUCGGAGGAUAUCAUUUUUAUGACCACAUCAGCACCUAAGAAGACUCCAUCUUUGGAGAUUAGCACAAGUUCGUCAUCAACUACCCCAAGCAUAUCGAUAAAGCCUCCUGAAACCACUACUUCAACUGAGGUUCUAAUUGAAACGAUCUCAAGUUCGAGCACAGAAGAGGCACAUAGUACAUCAGCUACGUCAAGUUCAUCGGCUGUUCCCUAUCACCCUCGUCCUGGAAUUGUUUUAGACGAUCCUGAGUUUAAGCCAGGUGGCCAUGCACGACCUCCUCUUGGAAGACCUCCACGUCCUCAGCAACCAAAUAUACAGCCAACUCGACAACAAUUGCCUCCGGGGUAUGGAGAAAUCUUCGAUGUUACUCUGUCAGCUAUUCAAGGUCCUGGUUCAGGAACAGGGUCUCAGCAAACAAUCAAUAUCAAACCAUAUGGUUAUGGAGGACAACAGGGUGGGUCUAAUAAUAAUGGUGACAUUAUAGUUUCGCCUUCUGGUGAUGAUGGUUUCGUUUCAAUUGAUGGUAAAAGGACCUACAUAAACUUGUUUGGAGACCCUACAGAUCCACCAGGUGUUGCAGCAACAACUACUGCUGGCUCCACAACACCGACCACUUCACAGAUUCCGAAUAACUCUAGCCCACAACCCAAACCAUCGUAUCCAUCUCCACCGCCUGGAUCAGGAACUGGAUAUGCAGUUCCAGAGACCGAAGUUGUCGAUGUAACUCCAUCAAAACCAAGCACUAAGCCCACAACACAUACGAAUCAAACCCCUUCGCAGAGACCCCAUUACAGGCCAAGAACUACACAGCCUCCGGUAAGGAUCGAUACCUGCAUUGUAGGGGAUGACUCAACUUGUGAUCAAGCACAACAUGAAAGGUGUAAGACUGAAAAUGGCGUCUCCAGCUGCCAUUGUAGACCUGGAUACUCACGUCGGAAGCAUCGUGAACCAUGUCGCAAAGUUGUAUCAUUCUUUGUUGGUCUUCGGGUAGAUCGAUUCUAUGAGCAUAGAAUAGUUUGGGACAAUAAGCUUUUAGAUAGAACCAGUGAACCAUAUAGUCAAUUGAGUUACGAAUCUACUAGAGCUAUGGAUUCUGCGAUGUCAAUGACUCCCUAUUCCGACGAAUUCAUAGAAGCAAAGGUUAAUAACAUCUACCGAGGAGAUCCAAGUCAAGGUUCGCCUGGAGUUUUCGUCAAUCUAACUUUAAAGAUUGAAGAGAAUGCUGAAACCCUCCGACCAAAUCUACGAAGUGAUGUACAAAAACAUCUCCUCGGUGUGAUACAUCGUCGAAACAAUAACAUUGGCAACUCUGUUCUUUAUGUUGAAUCACCUCAAGGUGCUAUCUCAAGUAUUCAAGAUUUAGACGAAUGUGAAUCAAAUGAACUUAACGAUUGUCAUCAACAUGCUUCGUGUAAAAAUAUCUGGGGAAGUUUUAGGUGUGCAUGUGAAGCUGGCUUCCGUGAUCCUUGGGCUGAUCAAUUUCAACGAGCCGGUCGGGAAUGUCAAUCAUGUCCUGAUGCUUAUUGUAAUAAUCGUGGAACUUGCAGUUACAAUGAAGAGGGUGCACAAUCUUGUGACUGUGAUGGUAGUCAUUAUGGUGGACAGUGUGAAAUUGAUGGCGAAGUGCUGGGAGUAGCUAUUGGCGCAUCUGUAGCUGCUUUAAUUAUAAUUGUCCUAACUCUUGUUUGUUUGAUAAUGUGGUCUAGAAGGUGGCAGCGGGAGCAGAAAAAUGCCAUUGGAUCACCAGUUUUUGGUUAUAUGAAUACGACUCCAUUAAAAUCGGCGGGUAUGCUUCAGCCGGGUUAUCAAGUUACUUUAGAAGAUCGAAUGCGAUGGGCACAAAUUGCAGAUGUUAUGGCUCAAGCUAAUCAUUAUGGGGCAGAACCGAUUGCACAGACGCGGCCAUCUUCAGCAAUGUUCGGAUAUCCUAAUCUUCAUGCUAUGGGAUUAAAUACAAUGGGAGGAAUGUCUCAUAUGGGCAGCACUAUGCAAAUGCAUCAAAACGGAACCCUUCCCCCAGUUCCAUUACCAAGAAGGUUAGGCCUAGGAUCAAGAUCAAGUGGCAUGCGAACGUUGGAAAAUUCAAGUUCUAGUGAAGAAGAGGAUCGAACAGAUCUUUUGGGAAGAAAUUUCCAAGUUCCUCGACCAAAAAGUCGAAGUAACAAUAGUAUAGCGAAUCAAUCGGGAAUUUACUAUGACGUGGAUUAUGAGCCAUCUGGAAAUGGUGGUGGUGGCGGUGGGGGUGGUGCAGAUAUGUAUGGUUCACAUAGUCAGAGUCAUAUGUCAACGCAUAUACCAGGUCCUCAAGGUAUACCAAUGAGCACGUAUACGUCUGGAAGAGCGCCAAGUAGCUAUUAUAUGAAAUGAUAAAACGAUAUGAUAUAACUCGAUUUAUAAGCUUCCAUUUUUUGGGGAAGUUUUUUGUGUGUAAUAUGCCAUUAAGGACUUAAGAGUUAAAAACUUACAACCUAUUUUAAGGAUUUAAAUCGAUAUGAAAGAUUAUAAUUUUUGUAUCAAUAUAGAGCUUAUUUUAUGAAAAAAUAUCUGAUUAUUGGGUACAUAUAAGAUUUAACUUCAAAAUACGCUUAUUGAGUGUGUAACUUAUUUUCAAAAUUACUGUUUUCAAUAGAGUUUUUAAAGAACGUAAGAAAAUGUGAGGAUCGAUAAAGCAAUGGAUAGUAAAAAGAGACUCAUCAUUGGCCAUAUCGAUAAAAAAAAAAGCUGAAAGAAAACUGUUCAUAGUCUUCGAAUGAAUAGCCUGCUUUAUGUAAUAAACAAAUACCGGAUUUAAUGCCAUGGCAUAACUCCGUAUAAACGAAUAGAAGUGGUAAACAAAUUGCCAUUUCUAAUACAAAUUUUGCACAUUUAGCAACUUUACUGCGUUUACCAUUUGUAAAUUUAGCUUAGAAUUUCUGAUUGGUCAACUCUGCCCAACAAAAUUCUUACAAUUUAGGCAACUUUAUUGGAAAAUUUAAUGGAAAUUUAUUCAAGAAAAACCUCCUUUUAAAUUAAGACUUGCGUUUUUUGUCAACAUGUCAGCUGAUUGUUUUGAAUGCCUACACAUGAAAUAAAAGUUUGUAGAUAAUGUAUAUUAUGUGGUAUUGGUUUCAGACAAAAGUUUAAUUUUGAUUAAAGUUGAUUAUAAAUCAAGACUCUAAUGUUUCCUUAUUGCCUUAUUAAGGUAACUUAAUACUUUAUCGAUGUACGUUUUAUAUUAUUCAAUAUCUAAUCAGCUGAUAUAUUGACGAAAUUCAAAAGAAACAU
This is a messenger RNA of Episyrphus balteatus (marmalade hoverfly), 4726 nucleotides long. RefSeq lists its product as uncharacterized. The record is from RefSeq and is a predicted model, not a curated record. Gene Ontology annotation, molecular function: calcium ion binding. Bases 35 to 3829 code for a protein of 1264 amino acids. NCBI's taxonomy places the organism in Eukaryota, Metazoa, Arthropoda, Insecta, Diptera, Syrphidae. The transcript is spliced from 9 exons.